AUGACCGGUGUAGCGAUGCGUCAGAGCUCUCAAAGGCCCUUGUGCCGCCGCUACAAGCUGUAUACUGAGGACGAGGUGGCGUCCCUGGCCAUGCCGGCCGGGUGUAAGCGAUCGCUGGCGGCGACUGUCUUCUGCUACGACCGUACUACCGAGUUCGUUAAGGUGGCGUAUCGCAGCAGCCCUGGUAAUAAGACGACGUGGGUGCGUAACGUUGAGCGCUUCUGCCUGCGGCUGGAGUGGCUGAGUGGCCUUCCCGGCGCGGUAAAGUGCCGCUACGUCUGGACCGGCCUUAACGAGACGUGCGCUGUUGACGCUGCAACCGGCCGCUAUUGUAACGACGUUAUCGCCGCCUUUACCGUUAAGGGUAACUAUGACUAG
Microdochium trichocladiopsis is the source of this 378-nucleotide messenger RNA. RefSeq lists its product as uncharacterized. The coding region runs from base 1 to 378 and encodes 125 amino acids. Lineage: Eukaryota; Fungi; Ascomycota; Sordariomycetes; Xylariales; Microdochiaceae. The record is from RefSeq and is a predicted model, not a curated record. The transcript is spliced from 3 exons.